Messenger RNA from Drosophila takahashii, 1269 nucleotides. It is a transcript of the gene Grl62b, whose product is annotated as Gustatory receptor-like 62b. NCBI's taxonomy places the organism in Eukaryota, Metazoa, Arthropoda, Insecta, Diptera, Drosophilidae. The record is from RefSeq and is a predicted model, not a curated record.
AUGGAGAAGCACGCAACUGCCAGGGGUUUUUGUCUGUGUCACUUGAUUGCCGUUUGGUAUCAGACCGGAAGGAUCGGUCUAUAUUUGGGUUUCUAUAAUGUGGGCUAUGCGGAACACCUGAGAAAAUUUAUUUGCGAUGAGCAGCUAUAUGUGCAAAUGAUGGCUGUGGUUAAUUUGCUGGCCAGUUGCCUUUAUAUGUGCUUCAGUCAUCGUUGGAUCUACGAUCAGUUUGUCUUUCUGCUAUAUAUCCCACUUUAUGUGUACUUUUUGAUCCUGCGAAAACAUCUUGCCAAGCUCUUAAACGAAUGUGCUGGAGUGCAUAAAUCAAUGCAAAGAAUUCUCGGCAGUCGAUUGUGUGUUAAAAUCCACAGAGAAUGCAUCUACAACUUGCUACUCAUAGUGAUGAUUAUUUUACUGCUUGCAUGGCAACUUCAAAUCUACUCGGCUUAUCAGAGUGUUUUAAUAUUCGGCGUGGGAUUUAUCUACCACUUUGAGUUGCUCUUUUAUGGAAACUAUCUAAUAUGGCUAAGUUGUAUCUACAGAUCUCUGAAUGUUUUCCUCUCUCGAGAGAUGAGAAGUGAUAGAUUGUAUACUUUAAGAGGAGUGCUAAGACAGCAGAAGAUUAUUUGGCUUGUUCAUCGAAGCGUCUCCAAAUAUUUUGCCCUGCAUAUAAUAAGUUUUAUGAUCCAACCGGGAGUUAAAAUGCCUAUGAUAAUUUAUAGCUCUGGUCAGCACCUAAAUGCACAAAUGAUUUCGUUAGCUUUACAUUUAGUUUUGCUGGCUUUGUUCUUGAUAAUUGCGUUGAACCUGGAAAAACAGCAUCGGAAAUUUCAAAAGAGUUAUCUGAAAUUAAAAGACGAUCCCGACUACUUUGUUUUGAAAUCCUGGCGAUUGUUACAGCAUAGAACUUUGCCAAAAGCUUUUGGAGUGACAUUAAUAAGAAGAAGGGAAAAAGUUAUGUACAAUCAAGAUGUAAUAACCACGAUGUUCACCAACAACUUUCCCGUUCUGCAGUUAACUAAAAAAACCUUUUAUUUAACAACUUUUGGUUUCGGGGCUCUUAGCUUUGGAAUUUCUUUGUCCAUGUUAAGGAGUUGCCUAAAAACCCACAUGCGUGAACUUCUGCUAAUGGUUGUUACUCGCUUACUUUUCCACAAAAACCGAACUUUGCAGGACUUUGAGUAUGAGUCGCAGGAUGAUUUCAAUGGCAAUGUGACACAAACAAUUAGUCAAGUCUAUCGCUUUUAUUUCUAUGAUGAGUUCCAGUGA